This is a messenger RNA of Python bivittatus (Burmese python), 3905 nucleotides long. It is a transcript of the gene CDC37L1, whose product is annotated as cell division cycle 37 like 1, HSP90 cochaperone. NCBI's taxonomy places the organism in Eukaryota, Metazoa, Chordata, Lepidosauria, Squamata, Pythonidae. Gene Ontology annotation, cellular component: cytoplasm. The record is from RefSeq and is a predicted model, not a curated record. Gene Ontology annotation, biological process: protein stabilization; protein folding. Gene Ontology annotation, molecular function: protein-folding chaperone binding; heat shock protein binding.
CGUUGUUGCCGGAAAUGACUUGCACUCUCGCUUCCGGUGGGAUCCGCAACGGUUUCGGGUGGCCGCGCAAGUCAGGAGAAGGGGGUCUCUGUCUUUAGGUCGGAUGCGACGAGAGAAUGGAGCUUUGGCCUCCACGUUCUCGUGAUAUACCCUCGGGGCGGGAGGAAGACGUUCCUCAGCCCAACCCACAGACUUAUAAUGAUGGAAUUGAACUGGCUUGCCAACAGCAAAAAGAAUUUGUAAAGAGUUCUGUAGAAUGCAAAUGGAAUUUAGCAGAAGCCCAGCAAAAACUUGGAAGUUUAGCAUUACACAAUUCAGAAUCCCUGGAUCAAGAACAUGCCAAAGCACAAACAGAAAUUGAUGAAUUGAGAUGGAGAGAAGAAGAAUGGCGGCGGAAGGAGGAAGUAUUAAGACAGAAGGAGAGACAGGAUUUAUGGAAUACAGAUUUUGUUAGCAAAGAGGUAUUUAACAAGAGUUUCAUUAAUCAAAAAAAAAGGAAAGAAAGUGAAGAUGAUGCAUCUAAAUCAUUUAUGCAAAAGCACGAGCAGAAAAUUAGACAUUUUGGAAUGUUGAGCAGAUGGUUUGAUAGUCAGAGGUUUCUCUCUGAUCACCCAUACCUUGUCUGUGAAGAAACAGCAAAAUAUCUCCUUUUAUGGUGUUUUCAUCUAGAAGCAGAACAGAAAGGAGCUCUGAUGGAACAAGUAGCUCAUCAAGCUGUGGUAAUGCAGUUCAUUAUAGAAAUGGCCAAGAGCUGUAAUGUGGAUCCCCGAGGAUGUUUUCGGCUAUUUUUCCAAAGAGCCAAAACAGGGGAUGAAGGCUAUUUGGAAGCUUUUAAAAAUGAACUUGAAGCAUUCAAAUCAAGAGUGAGGAUUUGUUCACAGCCUCAAAAUUGUCAAGCUAUGCCUGUUCAGAAUCCUUUAUUUCACACUGAUCUGAAUUGUAUAGGAGGGCUUGCGUCUCAGAAUGCAGAGUCACUUCAAGGCUGCAGUUUGCAGGGUUUAGUGGUACACAGAGAGGAGGAAGAACCUAAAAUGAUGGAUACAGUAUAGUACUCUUAAGACUGAAGCCAAGUACACUUCUUUCAAAGAGAAGAAUAUGGCAAUUUUCUUAAGACUUCUUUUCAUGGGUGCUGCACUUUAUUUUGAAUGGGGUUUUUGUUUUGUUUUGUUUUGUUUUAGGGUUUGUUUGUUUGUUUUUGGAGAGAGGUUAAUGCAGAAACACAUGUCAUUUUGUUUCAAAAAAUGUGCUGCUAUCUUUCUUUCUAUGUUUCUUACUUUUAAGAAAGGGAUGUUCUUGUAUUUUGAUGAAUGUGGAACUAUGUUUUCUGCUGUUACUAAAAUCUUGCCUUUUAAUUUGAGAAAUCAAAGUAUGGGAAAUCUGCACAGUUGCAAUGUUUACAAUUGAUUCUUUCAGGAAUCUGCUUUAAUCUUAUUAGAUACUACCCAAGAGUUGCUCUGGAUACUAAAGAUCAUUGUAAAGUGUUCUGUUGCUUGUAUACUAGGCAUUCAAAUCUGAUUUUAUCACAAAUAGCAAUAAAUCAGUGAUUGCUAUCAGUGUUGCAUAUCAGGAUGGCUCAGAAAAAAGCACUAGCCAUUUAUACUAUGGGGAUGGUUUUUACUGUUUUUGAACAAGAGCCUUCUGUAUUUUAUUUUGAUUCUUACACAUCUUGAUAUGUAAGUGACCAUAAUUGCCUAGAAUGGAAUUAUAAGAUACAUUCACAUAUGUCACAAAAAAAUUAACUUUUCUUAAGUCUUGGAAAAGAGAACUACAUGACAAACGUCAGCCACGGCUGAGUGUUUCAGAUCAGGUGCCAAAUUCUGAUUAAAUUUCUUUUUUUGGUUAGAUAUUACAAACAUCAGUUUACAGUCUUUUAUUUGGUAGACUGUUGAAUGCCUCAGAAGAAAUAAUCAGUGACCAUUUUAAAACCAAAACAACCCAAAUAGCCAAGAAAUUGCUUUGGUACAGACUUGGUUCUAAAAUGUUGUCAUUGUGGACCAAACUCUGUAAUCUUUUUCUUAUAAAUUGUUUAUGAAGCCCAAAAUACAGAAAAACAUUUUUCUGCCGUCCUAUUCAGUUGUCGCUGCUUCUACAUUAAUCACCCUUGAUGUAUCCAUAUGUUAAAAUACAACUGUUGUAAAUGCUUUCAGUACAUAAUUACAUUCAGUGAGUUUCAGUCCUGAAGCAUCUGAGUUCUAGAUUAAGGAAGGAACUGUAGAUUCUAUCCAAAAUGCCAUUAAGUUCGCUUGAUCGGCUCCUUUGUUGUUAUUUUAUGUUGUGAGCAGGGCAAAGCAUAUUUACCCAUGAUAAAAUCCCUAAGAAACAAUAUUGACAUGCAAGGUAGAGUGGCACAUGUGCAAUCAGGGCUUUCUUACUUUCUUACCAUUCUAGGAAAAUUCUCUCCUUUCAACAGAACAUUGGCAGUGGAAGCUAUUGAGGUCAAAAUAACUGAGUCUCAAGUCAUUCACACAGUCUUCCCAGAAUUGACAAAGUUUCUUUGGAUCAUAGUCUUUGUGUAGAAUGUAAUUUAAUGUUAGUUUUCUGACUAAAGAAAGCCAUAAUCUCUUUGGGUCUCUUUUAGUACUGUGACCUAACAUUUAUAGUUAAAAAGAACAGGGGAUGCUUUUUUCUUUAAUCGCCGUGUGAAGGCCAGUCUGUCACUCUGGAUGUUCCCAAGGAUAACUUCAAAUAGUGAUGUGUUAAUAAGAGUAAAUCAUGAUUAGUUAUUUCACAUUUGUGCAAAUCUAAUCCAGAAAGGAAGGUAAUCAAAAUGAGAUUCUGGACUGCUUUUAAAAUAAUGUUCAAUGUUUGAUUGAGAAGAUAGUUUUAUGCAUUGGCAACUCCCUUGAUUAACCUAGUGUAUAUUAAAUAAACUUCUUAAUUUUUAGGCCUCAGGAUCCAUGAAUAAUUUGUUUAAGUGUAGCAAGGGAAUAGCCAUGCUAGAAUUGGCUGAUUAGCAACCAGUGAUGUGUGACUUGGGUCUUGCUUAUUUUAAUUAUGAUGAAGUCUGGAUUUAACAAAUUGGUUCAGAUGGCGAGAUCAGAUAGGCCCUGAUAAUACUAACUGUAUAGCAUAAUGAAUCUUAUUUGCAAGAGACUAAAUACUGAAAAUCCCAUUUAAGAGCCUAAUUUACGGAGAAGCUAUAUAUUACGACUUAAUCAGAUUUUUUUUUUUUUUUUGGCUGAGAUGAUAAUUUGUGAUUCUGAUCUGUCACUGAUUGAGGAAGGAUGGUUGAUUAUGCUCACAGAAUAAUGGAAUAGAGGAAAUAAGUCUGAGGAGUUGAAAGUUGAAUUGAAGCAUCACUUCUCUUUUUAAGUUCAGUAAGUAAUGUUUUUGAAUGCUUGCUUACAUUGUAACAAGAUACAGUAAUAUGCUUUCUUAGAGAUUGCCUUUUAUACUUUUCAAAUUUGUGGCCUCUCUUCUUUCUGUAUUUCUAGGUACUUUUGCAUGGUCGUGUUUUAAGUCUGAGAGAGUAGAAAAAUGUGGUUGGGAUAAAGACUGGAGUUCUUUUCAGUUAGGUCUGCUCGCAGGCAAAUUAAUUUAUAGGCAAAGUGAUUUGAAGUGAGUAGGGAAAAAAACCCAAGUAAUUCAAGCAAAAUUAGCUAUUCCGGGAAGAUGCUGCUACUUUGAGUUUCUUCUGAAACUUGAAUAUAACAGUUAGGGAUAGUGAAACAAAAUUGACCAGUUUAUUUCUUUCCAAAAAAAAACCUUCACUGGAGCAUGGGGUCAUUCUGUUGGAAUUCUUCCCUAAAUAGUCUUAAAGCAGAUAUAGCUUUUAGAAGGUUCUUUCCUCUCCAACUGUUUUAAUGGUAUUCUUUUGGAAUCUAGCAAUUCUCAUAAUCAAAACAUUGAUUUCUAGCCUAACAUGCUGAAUGCUAUAAAUCAUAAAUAAAUUUUCUUGCAUUAAU